Nicrophorus vespilloides is the source of this 863-nucleotide messenger RNA. RefSeq names its product MIT domain-containing protein 1-like. The coding region runs from base 115 to 813 and encodes 232 amino acids. NCBI's taxonomy places the organism in Eukaryota, Metazoa, Arthropoda, Insecta, Coleoptera, Silphidae. The transcript is spliced from 3 exons. The record is from RefSeq and is a predicted model, not a curated record.
GCCUAUAUUUCAUAUGUUUUGACACACUACUAAUAACAACAUUGAUAAUAGUAGAUUUAGAGGAAGCCUUGUAGAAUUUUUUUUUUGGUUAACUAAGUUAAAAUUUGGUUUAUCAUGGAUACGAGCAAAGUAGCUUCGAAUAUCUUAAGUCGCGGGGUUAAAUUGGAUAUGGAGAAAAGGUAUACAGAAGCUUUGGUAUGUUACCAAGAAGGAAUAGAGCUCCUAUUUGAAAUGGCAAAACAUGAGUCAGGGGAGAAGGGUAGUUACCUUAAGGAGAAGGUUAGAGAAUACAUGACUCGAGCUGAGAAACUUAAGGUUAUUGUAGCUAAUCUAAAGAAGAGUGGGAAAUACCAUGAACAAAUUAGAAUUAAGAAUGAUGAUACUGGUUACAGCUAUGAGAGCUUGUUCAGUGAAUAUUUAAAUAGUGAAGUCAGAAAAGUACAAAUAGAAGAUCCUUAUAUUAAGGCACAUCAUCAGGUACAGAAUCUGGUAAGAUUUUGUGAAUUGCUUGUAAGCAAAUGUAAAAAUCUAAAAGAAAUUAAAUUACUCACAAAGAAGGAUGAUACUGAGCAGACAAAGGGUUUUGAAUUGUUGAAAACUGAUUUGGCCAAUCACAAUGUUGUAUUUAUAGUGGACUAUUCAGAUUCUCUCCAUGAUCGACAAAUAGAAUUAUCAAAUGGUUGGGUUCUGAAGAUAGGAAGGGGAUUGGAUAUGUUCAAACCACCAGUUUCAAAGUUUAGUCUUGGUAUAUUUAAUUUAAAAUUUAGGAAGUGCCAUGAAACAACAGUUGAUAUCUACCAAACAAUCAAGUAGCAUACAUUUUACAAUACAUAUUUUAGUUUUUAUAUAAAUAUUAAUUCGUA